AUGGAUCAAGAUGCGCUUGAACAUCAAGGUACCAGAGAUCGAAGCAGAGGAAAAACUGUCGCCAUUGUCUUCGCACUUUGUCUAGCUCUUUUUCUCGCCGCGCUUGACACUGUUUUGAUCACCACUGCACUGCCUUCUAUUGCAAAAAUCUUCAACAUUUCAGACUCGGGCUACGCCUGGGUUGGUUCCGCGUACUUGCUCACGAACGCAGCCUCUGUGCCGUUCUGGGGCAAAAUUUCAGACAUUUUUGGCAGAAAACCCAUCCUGAUGCUUGCAAAUGCCAUCUUCAUCGCCGGUAGCUUGAUUUCGGCGCUGUCGAACAGCUUGUGCACGCUGAUUGCUGGACGCGCCGUUCAGGGCCUAGGUGGCGGUGGCAUCGUGAUUCUGGUCAAUAUUUGCGUCGGCGACCUAUUCAGUCUUCGAGAGCGCGGGCUGAUCUAUGGCAUUGUUGGCGCUGUUUGGGCCACUGCUAGCGCGCUGGGUCCUGUACUCGGCGGCGCAUUUACGGAAAAAGUCAGUUGGAGGUGGUGUUUCUGGCUUAAUUUACCUACCGACGGUAUUGCAGCGGGCGUUCUAUUGCUUUUCCUUGAUAUCCACAACCCUAAAACGCCUCUCGUUGAAGGCCUCCGAUCGAUCGACUGGCUAGGAACUAUCACCAUUGCCGGCGGUACCAUCAUGUUUCUCCUAGGUCUUCAAUUCGGCGGGAUCGAAUAUCCGUGGUCCUCCUCCAUUGUUAUCUGCCUCAUCAUCUUUGGUGUUAUCACCCUCGGCAUUUUCUUCACCACUCAGUUCAAGCUUUCUCCGUCACCGAUUAUGCCCUUCAGCAUCUUCGGACAAAUUUCAAAUCUUUCAGCGCUCGCAGUUUGCUUCUUUGAUGCAUUUGUCUUUAACUCAGUUGCCUAUUUCGUUCCACUAUACUUCCAGACUGUUCUUCAUGCUACAGCUUUGCAAGCUGGAACCUGGAUGCUGGCUCUUGCUGUUCCUCUAGCCCUCUUCUCCGCGAGCGCUGGAUGGAUCAUGGAAAAGACUGGGCGAUAUCUCGAGCUGCUCCGUGGUGGCCUAUUCCUGAUGACGGUAGGAUUGGGAUUAUGUAUUUCCUUCCCUACCUACAUUAGUUGGGCACGCAUCAUAUGUUUUCUGGUUAUCAUCGGCAUCGGCUUUGGGCCUAACUUCCACGCGCCAUUGAUCGCGCUUCAAACUCACUUGAAACCCGAACAUGUAGGUGCUGGUACAGCGACCUUUGGCUUUAUCAGAAUGCUUGCAGGCGCAUGUGGUGUCGUCUUGGGCCAGGUAGUCUUCCAAGGGCAGAUGCAAGGACAUUUUACAUCGCUCAUUGCAGAAGGAGUGCCUAAGUCCGAAGCCGAGCGGCUGACAAAGGGGUCUGCGAUAUCUGCAGCGGGUGAGAAGUAUGUCGGAGCAGCUAAUAAUACUGAGUGGGCGCCUGCUGUACGGCAAGCUGAAGCAGAGAGUUUCAGUAUGAUGUGGAUCUUAUAUACGGUGGCCUCUGCAAUGGGUUUGCUUGUGAGCUUAGGGAUUCGGAAGGCCAAGCUGUCAAGAGAACACACGGAGUUCAAGACCGGCAUUGCGAAAGACGAUAGUAAAACGCAAACCACCGAUGUAGAUUCAUAUACAACAGCGGAGAAGCCAGCGAGCGGUAACGAGUCUGUAUGA
This is a messenger RNA of Verruconis gallopava, 1671 nucleotides long. RefSeq lists its product as uncharacterized. NCBI's taxonomy places the organism in Eukaryota, Fungi, Ascomycota, Dothideomycetes, Venturiales, Sympoventuriaceae. The transcript is spliced from 3 exons. Gene Ontology annotation, biological process: transmembrane transport. The record is from RefSeq and is a predicted model, not a curated record. The coding region runs from base 1 to 1671 and encodes 556 amino acids. Gene Ontology annotation, molecular function: transmembrane transporter activity.